This is a messenger RNA of Sphaeroforma arctica JP610, 279 nucleotides long. RefSeq lists its product as hypothetical. The transcript has 2 exons. The record is from RefSeq and is a predicted model, not a curated record. NCBI's taxonomy places the organism in Eukaryota, Ichthyosporea, Ichthyophonida. The annotation marks the transcript as partial. Gene Ontology annotation, cellular component: vacuolar membrane; SNARE complex. Gene Ontology annotation, molecular function: syntaxin binding; soluble NSF attachment protein activity. Gene Ontology annotation, biological process: intracellular protein transport; SNARE complex disassembly.
AUGACAAUAGCCGAGAUCUACGAAACCGAGUUAGUUGAUCUGGACAAAGCCUGUGCGGCUUACUCGCAGGCCGCCGACUGGUUUCAGGGCGAAGACUCGACCAGCUCUGCCAACAAGGCUUUGCUAAAGGUCGCCUUCUUCUCGGCGCAAUUAGAGCACUACGAAAAAGCAGUGGACAUCUACGAAUCCGUGGGUCUACAGGCUAUCGAGAACAACCUACUCAAGUACGGUGCCAGGGAACAUUUCCUCAAGGCCGGCAUAUGCUCACUGUGUAGCGGG